GAAGUUGCAACAGUACUUGCCCGAAGCUCAAAGGACAGUCAAGGCCAUUUAAGCAAGACUCGCAGUUACUUCACGUGUUACAAUGGGACUCAAUUCUUGGCUGGAUGAAGCUUUUCUGGUGGUCUUUAUAGUCAUAAGUGGUCAGCUGAAUCUCCCUCAAGCCGCGGCCAUGAACUGCAACUCUAAACUGACUAUAAUACCUGAUGUAGAAAUUUCCACAAGUCCACCAACGAAGAAACUAGCUAUAGGUACAGCGGUCAACCUGACUUGUUUGGCGCAGCCCAGGAGAAUUGAUGCUGGAUAUUAUGAUAGAUGGACCGAGUAUAUUCAGUGGUACGAUCCAAAGGGCAAGCCAGUUGGACAUAGAUGUGUUCAGGGUAGACGGAUGGUGUUGAAACGUAGAUGUCUAUUGAUGCUCAAAAAACUGACGGCAGAGCAACUCGGUAGCUACACGUGUGAAGCAGGAAAUGGUUAUCGUGCACACUGCAGAAGAAAAUCAGUUCAAAUUCGUCCGCAAGAAGCCCAAACCAUUCAAAUUGUUGAAGAUCCAAAGAACCAAAGCGCUGUUAUCGAUUCCAGUAUAACGUUGAAUUGCACUGCCACCGGUCAUCCCAGACCAACCAUCUCUUGGAUGAAAAAUGAUGAUCCAUAUGCUUUACAAAUCAACAAAAAGGUAGAGGAGAAGGUUAUUGCGUUAGACAACAAAACCGUUUUCAGUCAGCUGUUAUUAACAAGAAGUAAGAUGGAAGAUAAUGGAAAAUACCACUGCGUGGCAAACAACAGUGCUGGAAAAAGGAGAUCACAAGUGGCCUUCUUAUACAUUAAAGAUUUAGACGCCCAGACAGUUCAAAGUGUGGAAGAUUCAAAGAACCAAAGCACUUUUAUCGAUUUUACGGUAAACUUUACCUACGCCGCCAGGGGUCGUUCCAAGCCAAAUAUCUCACGCGUGAAGGACAAUGAUCCGUAUCCUACGCAAUCCAAUCCAAAUGCCAAACAUCGGUGGAACAUAAUCAUUGUUAUCGGUUCUGAUUUAACUUUGAGUUGUAUUACCACGGGUCUUCCCACUGGACAUCCCCAGUCCGCUAUGAGGUGGAUCAAGUACAACGACUUAUAUGAUGUCCAGUCCAGUUCGAGGGCGAAAAUCAGCCAAGUUCGACGUGACCAAACCACUCAUCACCAACUGUUUCUUGAAAAAGUGAAGAAGGAAGAUGGGGGCAUAUAUCAGUGCGUUGCAAAUAACAUAGCGGGUGGAGGCACUUCAAUCGAGGUGAACUUACAUGUUGUAGUGCACUGAGAACAAAAUAAAGUACUUCUACCAAUGUUAGUAAUAUCACUAACCAUUACUUAGGUAUUAAAAUCAAGGAUUUAGCUCUUAGGUGGCGCAGGGGUCACUAUCUUACUUUGUUAGCCGUAGGUAUUUCAACUUAUCUCCCGACACGAACAUUCUGUUCACCAGUGAGAAUAAAAAUAAAAAAUUCUAAGAGUUUUGAAUAAAGAAUUCUAUGAGCAUGAAUAGAGAGGAUAUAAUAAUUACAGAAACAAUAGGUGCAGUCGUGACAGCAACUCUGAUAAAAAUCGACAGUCGAAGACUA
Stylophora pistillata is the source of this 1592-nucleotide messenger RNA. Its product is annotated as fibroblast growth factor receptor-like 1. The record is from RefSeq and is a predicted model, not a curated record. Gene Ontology annotation, biological process: homophilic cell-cell adhesion. Lineage: Eukaryota; Metazoa; Cnidaria; Anthozoa; Scleractinia; Pocilloporidae. Gene Ontology annotation, cellular component: plasma membrane.